Cherax quadricarinatus is the source of this 4616-nucleotide messenger RNA. NCBI's taxonomy places the organism in Eukaryota, Metazoa, Arthropoda, Malacostraca, Decapoda, Parastacidae. The record is from RefSeq and is a predicted model, not a curated record.
AUGGAGGUGGGUGAGUCACACCACCUUACUCUGGUGGGCGAGUCGCACCACCUUACUCAGGUGGGCGAGUCGCACCACCUUACUCAGGUGGGCGAGUCGCACCACCUUACUCAGGUGGGCGAGUCGCACCACCUUACUCAGGUGGGCGAGUCGCACCACCUUACUCAGGUGGGCGAGUCGCACCACCUUACUCAGGUGGGCGAGUCACACCACCUUGCUCUGGUGGGUGAGUCACACCACCUUACUCAGAAAAAACCCCCUUGGCCUUCAAGGGACUGCUUGGCAAAUAUUUUAUCUGUUUUAGAAAAUGUUGUAGCUGAUUUCCAUGCAGGUGGCAACAUAGAAGUUCAGAUGGCGGUUCAUGUUGCUCAGUGGAAGGCUCACAGUCCCACCUCUGCUCUCUACCACCUGCGUCAGACAGCUCUUGCUCUUCAGGACCUACAGCUGCUGUCAGACAAAUUUAGAAUCAAAAUACAAUUCAGUCAGUAUACGCAGGAAAACAAAGAGAUGGUUGUUUCAGCAUUACUUGGCUGGCUAGUGUGUGGUGAAGAAGUCUCUCCACUAAUGGAUGGAUUUUUACAUUCUUACCUCAUACGCCACGAACUUGAUCAUGAUGGCACUCUGGCUCACUAUGUGCUGGACACCCUGGCUUCAGCUGGGCAGGACUGGUGGGCUUAUGGAGAGGCCUCCUGGGAAGACAAACUUUAUGCUGUCAUAAGUAUCAUAUCUGAUGCUCAGAUGAUGCUGGAAAAUAUAUUAUCUCAUGAUGGAAGAACAGAUGUGUUAGAGGACGCACUUCAUUGGAAUGUUGAUGGUGUGAAGGAACUCUUACAAACAUCAAAUGAUAACCUCCAGCGACAAAUUUGUCAGAAGUUACUGAGGUAUGCUGUUGAAACUCUACUGCUUCCACCUAUAGGACACAAGGGACGAGAUCUUCAAUCAGCUGUGGCUGAGGGUGUAGUAGCACUUGAAACCUUCUUCAAGAAAUGGUACGUAGCAACUACCCCAUCUGAGGAGAAACUCUUCACUUCUUUUCACAAUCUUCACACCCUGCAAGUUCACUACAAUCUUUACCCAACACUGGAAGAGUUAGAAGAUAAAACAUCUUGUAAGAAACUGUUUGAAGAAGAAGUUAUCAGCUGGUGCAAAGAUGGUAGACUGUUGUGGCUUCGUGAAGACAAAACAUUACUCCAUCAAGAGAGAGAAGUGGAAGAGGAAAUUUCCCCUCUCACUCUUAAUAAGGAGAAAAAUGCCAAGAGGGGAUUGGAUCAUCUUCAGCACCUGGCAUCUCUCUUGGGUAUUGCCAGGGGAGACAUGUUGUCUUUCUCGGCAUCACUAGCUGCCAAGAAUGAUGAUCUGGAAGCUGCUAUUCACAUAUGUCAAGAGAUUUUAGCAGAUGCAUCAGGCUUGGAGUGCACGGAAGUUAUUUAUGAUGUGGUUAAGCUUACUGUCGAACAUCAAAACUUAAAAUCGGGCGACAGAGGAGAAUCAUCAACGCUGAAUGCAGCGGCCCUCGAAGAGAGUAGUGGUGGCUCUAAGUCUUGUGCAGACCUUAUUAAUAUUAUUUAUGAGCUUGUGUGCUCAGCAGUGAGGUCUGUACGUCCAGAACUUCUGAAUCCUCUCUUGGAACUGGGAACUUGGUGCCAGUUAGGCCAGACCUUGUAUCAGCAGUGCCACAUGGAGGGCAUCUACACCAACACUGAUGUAGCCGGGAGCAGCAGCAGCUACAAUACGUGGAAGCUCAGUGCUUUGUUUCAUGAUGCCAGUAUGCCAAUUGAAAGUAGCUUUGUCACCUCACUCAUGAUACAAGCCUUGGAGAUGUGUUUGAACUCUCAUCGGUGUCGCGGUAAAGCUUCACUGGUGCCUUAUCAAGAUGACAAAGAGAAGGGGGUUAAUCUGUUGGAAAACACGCGUCUGACCAGUAGCUUCCACGACCUUGUCAGUCACCUUCGUGAACGAGGUCAGGACUACCUUGCACUCUGUAUGUGUUUACUGCUGGCCCAGCGGUAUGAUAGUUUGGGUAUUCAGUCAUCUUUGUCAGGAUGCACACCCAGCUGGGAGCAAGUGUUUACAAUAUUAUUAAAAGUUAUUGGGAGCACAAGAGUUGAUGUGCCAUUAGCUGUCAGCUUGCUUAUUUUACUAAUGAAAAAAGAGGCUUUAAAAGUACUCAAUGAACUUAUCAAAAGGUUUGGAUUUGAUUAUAGUAGACUUCUGUCUAUUGCUACUGUAGGAAGAGAUUAUUGCAUAUUGCAUGCACUCUCAGAGGUGAAGGAACAGUUUGAGUUGCUGAUGAAGAGAGCUCAGUGGGGGAAGCGUUUAGCUGAUCUCAAUGUAUCCUUCAAGGAAGCUUUUAAGGGAGAUACCAGAGCUUUGAAUCAUGUUCAGGGUAACCUUGUUUCUCACCCAGACUGCACCUUCUCUAUACUCUAUGAUUAUUGUCAUGAUUUUAAUUUGGAUGUUACUGAUGCUUUGCUUCACUAUCUAGAAACCACACUUCAUUCCUGGACACCAGAAUUGUCUACCGAAAACAAUGACAUAGACAGCAUAGUACACGUCGAACCACCUCAUGCUUUACUUUCCAAAUGUCAAGCAAUCGUUGCUGAGAUCACCAACAAAACACUCUUGCGUCAAAUGCUUUUAGAGCAGUUAAAUACACUAAGUUCAUAUAAUUUUGAACUUAUUGAACUUGUGCUGCAACAGUUGAUUCUUCUUGAACAAGAUUCCCACGAGUUAGACAUGCUGAGGCGUGGGUUGAAUGUAGUCAGUUUUCUACGGACAUAUGCCAGGCAAUCUGCAGUAAGUGAUCAGGAAAUUGAUGAUUGGGUUACAAGCCACCCUCAGAGUUUGGGUCCUCCGGAGAUAGCCAAGUACCGACUCCCCUUUCACAGUCUUUACAGACGGAGCAAAACAGUGAUGAAAAUAAUCGAAGCAGAACUGAACAUAGGAAAUAUUGAUGUAUGGCUUCAAGCCUCUCCUACCUUGAAAUUAAACUCGGAUCAGUUAUGUAUGAUAGCAACACAAAAUACGGUUUCUAAAACUUUAGAGGCCUGUGAAAGAUCCAAAAUUAAAACCUCCCCAAGUGUUUCAGAGUUGAACAGUGUCAAAACAACAGAGUGGCAGCUAUGCAGUAGCAAUAGUGCUCUGUUAUCCCAGGUCCGUACCGUCAUCAGUAAGAUCAAGCAUAAUGAACUAGCAGCUGCGUGUGCUAAUUGGGUUGUUAACAAACUUCCACCAGGAGCUGAUAAAGUGGAAGCUGCUGAGAAGUGUAAACUCUUGGCUAAACAGUGGGACGUGAAAGAUGCCAAGAUAUCCGAGGCAUGUUCUCGCAUGAGCACUCGACACCAACAGUUAGCCAUUGAGCAUGCGUUGCAUAAAUAUUGUUUGGCAGAGGACCAGUAUCUGGCACUGAUACGAACUCCAGAGGAACUCAUCUUUGCCCUCUAUCAGCAUCCAUCACUGGACUCCCUAGCAACUCUUGCUACACAUACCAUGCCAGACAUCAAUGGCUGUGUUUCAGACAUAUGCUCCAUAAUUGGCUAUAAUCAGGUAUUUAUCCAGUUGGACUUACUGGAGAAGUGGCUACCACCACCAGAGUCUGGUGAAGGUGGUGGAUCAGAGGAGACAGUGACCAACUUCAAGAUUACUCUAGACCCCAGUGCUGCCUCUCUUACUGACUCAUCUGAUGAUACUUCACUCUCCAGGGUUAUAUAUCUGUUGCGAUGCUGCCCCCAAAAUGAAGCUGUGGGUUAUCUAUUGAACCGUGCCCUUAAUGAGGAGACCGGUUUCUCUGCCACUCUCCGUUUGAGAGCGCUACGUUGUCUAUUAGCCAUUGCUGAUGAGGAGACCAUCCGUGAGCACUGUCCCAAGGGUAUCUCAUCCAUACGGUCUCAGCUACAGACGAUGACAUACGUGAGUCGCCUGGAAGCACUCGGUCAUGCCACUAGUGUGCAGCAGUUCAACACCAUGGAUAAGUGUGCAUUAAUUGAAGGACUCUGGCGCUCGCAACGACACAACCCGACGGCACUCAUAUUACUCACUGAUCUUUGUCACGACUAUCAGGUUACCAAGGCAUCACUAUGGGGUGCUGUUCUCAAUCAAGUUCAGAAUUUUGUUAAGUCAGGUCAGAUGGAAAUAGGAAGACUUGAGCGAAUUUUACUUCAGGUGAAGAGUUUGCCGCAUCUUUGGAUUGUUCCAGCUCUCACAGUUGCAUGGACUACGUUAAUUAACUAUCCAUUUACUAAAGCCAGUUACCCAGUGAGUGAGCAGAGUUUGGCAUCAUGUCUGCACAGUGUAGACCUGUUGCUGCAACACUGUCCUGUGAUCAUCUCAAUAGCACCACUACUCAAGUACUGUGCUACACUUCAGCUGCCUAUGCUGGCUUUAGCUAUUGCUGCUGCUGAUCAAGUGGAAGGACAUGACCUCCAGGAUUUGGCUAGCCAAACUCCAGUUGCCACUCUCAGGAGCCAGUAUCAGGAACUCAAGUCUACAUUUACCUUCCCCAAGAGUGUUGAGGAUCUGUUGGAGUGUCUUGAGUAAAGUUGCUGCUUCACACUCAUCAGCCUCUGAGGAACAAAAUUUAUUCAUGUAGAAGGGUUGAAGAGAGGGGAUAAAGAAGG